CGCUGCAGGAUUUACUACACUGAGAGCAGAGGCAGUCUGACAGUUUGAUACUUGACUCGCUAAGUAACAUCUGCAAACAUGGUUGAAACUUUCUGCGCUACAUGGAAGCUGAUUGACAGCCAGAACUUUGAUGAAUACAUGAAGGCACUUGGUGUUGGUUUUGCCACAAGGCAAGUGGGAAAUGUCACCAAACCAACAGUAGAGAUCAGCCAAGAUGGGGACAAAGUGGUGGUGAAAACCCUGAGCACCUUCAGGAACACAGAGAUCUCCUCCAAACUGGGAGAGGAAUUCGAUGAGACCACACCUGAUGACCGACAUGUCAAAUCUACCUUCACCAUGGAAGGAGACAAACUUGUGCAGGUGCAGAAGUGGGAUGGCAAGGAGACCAAAUUUGUCAGAGAAAUCAAGGAUGGCAAGAUGGUGAUGACUUUGACCUUCGAGGGAGUCCAGGCUGUCCGCACAUAUGAGAAAGCCUAACUUUACCAUCCACUUAAAUGAGCAAAUCAUCCCAGCAUCAAUUUAACAAGUUUUUUUUUUUUUAAAUGUUCUUUUUAUUGUAUGCAGUGAUUUGCACUUGAUUUGUCAUUGUAACACAAGAUAAAUAUUUUGGGAAAUCAUUUUGUAAGAUCUUUUGUAAGAAAUUCGGAGAUUGCGUCUGAGACUGUGAAGAGCCUAAAGUGUGUCAUUCUGUGUAUCACUUAUGAAAAAGGGAACAAAUAAACUUCUUAACGAAA
This is a messenger RNA of Thunnus maccoyii (southern bluefin tuna), 734 nucleotides long. RefSeq names its product fatty acid binding protein 7, brain, a (gene fabp7a). The coding region runs from base 79 to 477 and encodes 132 amino acids. Gene Ontology annotation, molecular function: fatty acid binding. Gene Ontology annotation, biological process: fatty acid transport. The record is from RefSeq and is a predicted model, not a curated record. The transcript has 4 exons. NCBI's taxonomy places the organism in Eukaryota, Metazoa, Chordata, Actinopteri, Scombriformes, Scombridae. Gene Ontology annotation, cellular component: nucleus; cytosol.